This is a messenger RNA of Bursaphelenchus okinawaensis, 1180 nucleotides long. NCBI's taxonomy places the organism in Eukaryota, Metazoa, Nematoda, Chromadorea, Rhabditida, Aphelenchoididae. The record is from the annotation of a GenBank genome assembly.
AUGACCAAUUUUUCGGCCCUAUUCUCGAAGUUAACCGCCUUGAUCUUGCUGCCAUUUUUGGUUAAUGCCACUGCGAACACUACUAGUAGUGGCACAGAGGAUAAGUGGGUUAUAAAUUUUGAUUUUUUUAAAUUAAAAAAAAAUUUUGAACUUUUUUAAAAAAUUUUUUAAUUUUUUAAAAUUUUUGCUAUUUUUUGUUUUGUAAAGAAAGUUCUUGCCACUUUUUGCUUUGUAAAGGAAGUUCUUGCCAUGGUUUGUUUUGUAAAGAAAGUUUUUGCCAUUUUUUGUUGUGUAAAGAAAGUUCUUGUUAUUUUCUGUUUUGUAAAGAAAGUUCUUGCCAUUUUAUAUUGUUCAAAUCUAAAUUUCUGACGAGCACUGUUCCAGCACCAUCUUCCUGAUCUCGGCCGUGGGUGGAUUUCUUCUGUUUGUGGUUGUCGGUUGCUUUGUCAUUUGGAAAGUGUGUGUUAAGGGGAGACAGAAGAAGGUGGAGAUUGUGAACGAUCGUCUAGAAGGAACGACUGACGACAAAGGUUGGGUCAUGAUGGAUGAGUCGAAUUCGAUUAGCGGUAGCAUUUCAACGCAGCGCACGGUGGACACGUCGAGUAAGGACAAGGAGGGAAAGAAUGGCAAAGAUAAGGACAAUUCGGGCAAAGACAAUUCUGGCAAAGCGGGCAAAGAUAAUUCAGACAAAGACAAGUCGGGCAAAGCAAGAAAGGACAAUUCGGGCAAAUCGGGCAAGGACAAUUCGGGCAAAGCGGACAAGGACAAAUCGGGCAAAGACAAGUCGGGCAAGGACAGCUCGGGCAAAGACAAGUCGGGCAAGAAAAAGCCAGACAAUGCUGACAAAACAGGAAAAGAAAAGUCAGGCCGGGACAAAAGUAAGGACAAAUCGGGCAAAGAAAGGUCGGGCAAAGAGAAGAAUGACAAGGACAAGUCAUCCAAGGACAAAAGCAAGGACAAAUCGGGACAAGACAAGUCAUCCAAGUCUCAGCUAGCCCCACCGCCCAAGAAGAUCGGCUAUGACCAGCGCCAUCUAUCACCGGCUGAAGGAAACAAGGACGAGGACGAGGCUGGGCGAUCUCUCUUGGUGAAGGAAGAAGUCUCGACCAGGUCCGGAAAGCAAGAAACCUUAACCGAGGUUGAAAUACCUCGCUUCGACGACUUUGAUUACCAAAUGUAA